AUGGAGGAAAAGCUAGACAAGGUGCUAGCGAACCCUGAUUGGUGUGAUACUUUUCCCUAUGCAGCUGUGACUAACAUCUUGACCCGGACUUCGGACCAUUCUACUCUCUACCUGCGGGUUAGGGAUGGUCGGGCAAGGCCUCGUGGGCCUCGUAGGAGGUUCAGAUUUGAGAUGGCAUGGUUGUACGAUGAUGGGUGUAGACGACAGGUGGAAGGUGCGUGGGAGGAGGGUAAGGAGGGCGGAUUACUUAGAUGUUUGGAACACUGUGGGCACAAGCUGCUUCGCUGGGGAGGUGACCGCUAUCAUAAGUUUGGUGAGCAGAUAAAGAAUUUACGAAGGGAGCAGUUGCUCCUGCGGGGGGCCUUGGACUCCACUUCCCUAGUUGAGUUUCAACGCAUCGAGGCUGAGCUGUGCCGUCUGGAGGCCUAG
Molecule: messenger RNA, 429 nt
Organism: Ipomoea triloba (trilobed morning glory)
Lineage: Eukaryota; Viridiplantae; Streptophyta; Magnoliopsida; Solanales; Convolvulaceae
Exons: 1
Coding region: 1-429 (142 amino acids)
Source: RefSeq, a predicted model, not a curated record